GUGUUUCAGAAGGACUCCUCUCCUUCUCCCUGAUAAGGAAACAUGCUAGGACCCUGUUGGAUUUGUCUUUUUCAAUGGAUUAAAACAUAACUCAGCCUCUGCAAGGUGACACCUGCCUGACCCAGCCCCACUGAGGCAGCGGGCACUCCCAGCAUCCCUGCUAGCCUACAGCCUUCUCCUAGGGCCACACCUCCCCAGCUGAGUAUUGCCAAAGGUAAUCCAUUAACAGGGAACUCAAGCUGUCCCCUGAUCAUCUGGACCCAUUAGAACAAGCUCCUGUUUAGGAUUAGAACAAGUUCCUGCUUAGGAUUUGGAGUGGUCCUGUGGUUCCAAAGUGGAACUUCAGUUUCUAAGUUUGGCCUAAAAUCAGCUAAGGUGUGCAGUCUGGGGAAGUCCUGUAGCCCAGUGAUGAACAUGGUGUAGGGUUUUUUCAAAAAUGUAGGAACAGUCCAUCCCUCUUGCCUAGCUGUGUAAUUUUUUGUCCUAACACUGCCGCAUGGGAGCUGGAGACUCUGAAGCGGAAUGAAGGCCCCAUGUGCCAGGUGGAAGAUAAGAGCUAAUCCCUACUUUGAAAAAACCAUCAUCUGCAUAAGCAAGAUGGAUGCAGCCAAGUCCCAUCCCAUCUUCUGAGUGCAGAUCUAAGCACACAGCUUAGCUGAUUUCCCUGCUGGCAUGUCCUGAGCCUCGGUUCCCCCAGGAUGCCUAAAUUCCCCAAUCAGCUGUUCCCCUAUGUUAAAGAGAUGGAUUUAACCCAAAAGGGCUGGCUAGAUCCUGAAAACCAAUCAUGCAGCCCACUGUUCCUCAAUAGCCCAAGGGGAGAACAAGUCACCUGCUGCCAAAUAUUUAUUGUCAGGAAUAUGAGGGCCCUGUUUCUGCUGGGGGGAUUCUGCCUAAGUCUUCAGUUGUGCCUUGUGUACUGAACAUUACAUCCCAGUGGGAGCAAUCACAGCCUUGAUCUUGGCCAAGAACAGGAGAAGCCAAGAGCCAGAACUGCCCAUCCAUGCUUUUCCAGCAGGGAGCAAAGCACACACCCUGUCCUAGGAGCGGUUUGAAUGCUGCCCCACACUAUCUUGCCCAGAAAGUCCUCAGAUUUACUUCAGCCCCACUGUUUACUGUGCCAUCUCUACAGAACUCCAUGCACAUGACAAUUUAGCUCUUCAUUAAAUGUCUCCAUUGGUACAAAAAAAAAAAAUCAAAUUUUUCAUUACAUGCCCCCUUAAGUAGUAGGGGGCUUGGCAAUGACCCCAGGGCUGUCUUCAUGGACCAGACCCUUCUCCAAUUCUGCUUAGGGCUUUACCAAAGCCCAUUAACACAAUGGCUUCCUUCUCCUGCCCAAGGAGAGGGAAGAUGAGACCCCUCAUUUAUGGAGAUGACUUGCUCAUCUGGUUAGCUCAGCAAUUUGUUCAUUUGGGAAACUAUUUUUACUCACCAUGAAUGACUAAGCACAUCGUUUUGGGGGCUGAUGGCUUUUCCUUUUUCCGCUCUUUCUUGGAUUUAUUUAUUUUUAGGUUUCUUUGGGAGGGAAGGGAAGCGGAGUGCAGAAUGAAAGCUCAGAGAACAGGAGACAGAGAUCAAGGGAGAGUGGGAAGCUUGGAUUUACCCCUCCCAGUCUCAGGCUGCCUUACUGCUUAUGGAACAUAGCAAUCCACUGAGCAAUUUUAUUGGGGUAAUAGGAAAGGAGCAUUCAGGAGGCUGUGGACUUUGUCAUUCAGAAAUAAAAUAAAAAAUAAAAAAAAAUAAAAAAAGCAGGGUCGGGUUCUGCUAAUGGUUUCUGAAGAGCCUGAGUAGGAUUUGAAGGGAAGGUUUUCUCACAGGUCUUACAGCACUUGAUUAUGCUACAGCCCACGUCUCUAACGUGAUUAGGGAAGAAUUGCUUUGGGGCAGCAAGCAUUCUUCUGUUCUGUUUGUCCUGUGCUUAGCACAAGGGGAAGCCAGCCUUGAUGCCACAGUAAUGCAGGCGAUUAUUCAUACCCACCCCACCUUUUAUUUGAAAGGAAAGUAGUCCUAGACCAUAUGGUUGAGGGUAUGCAUGACCUUUGAAGAUGCCCAGGAAGUUGGAGGAGGGUUAAAAUAAUGUAGAAUAUUGAGGGGUUUUAUUCCUUCAAUUUUUUAUGUCAGUUCCCUGGGGUCACAUGAAUGGUUGUUGAACCAGUGAUGCUGCAUAUAUGCCACUGUGGUCCAUGUAAUAAACUUCUCACCACUCACACUUAACACUGAGGAAGAUGAUGAAUCACUCACCCAAAGACCAAAAAAUGCUCUGCAAACUGUAGGGAUGACCUGGUACCUGGAGAAGAGGAAAAGCAGCCGUUCAACCUCCCUGGCCUUUCAGUCCUAUUCAUACCAGGGAAUGUGACUGUCUGUUGAUCUCACAUUCCCCUACACCACCCUGCUGCCUCCUCUUGCCUGCUCCAAACCUCCUCUGACCUUUUUCUCUGCUCACCCUCCAUCCCUGCCUGACAUCAAGAAGAGGAGCAGCCUUACCCACACAACUUUCCCCAGACAAACGAACAGCAGGCUCAUCAGUAGCUCCAGUCUGCAUCCACGGGGUUUCAUUGUUCCUCCUGAGCCUGCAGGGAGGAUGCUCUGCACAGCUGAGUUUGUCCAAACCCCUUAGAAAAGCUGACGACAGCUGGCCAUGGCUCUGCCUCUCCUGCAAACCUCUUAAUCCCACAGGAGCAUCACUCUCACCCUAGCACUGCCUCUGUCUCUUAGCAGCUUCUUGGAGAGAGAUCUGGAUCUCAUCACAGGCAGCUGUAGCACUAAUAAAACCUUCUUUACUUUGGCAGGACACAACACCACUCCAGCAGCGAUAAAUCCUGAACCAGAGGGCAAUUUGUCCUUUUUUAACCAAUGCAGGCUGCAGCAGGAUUAAGUUGGUCUCAUGGAAACUGGACCUCCUCCAGUCUCAGAGACCUGUAGAUGUGCAAGAAGUUCCCCCACAUCAGGGAUGAACCACAGGGAUGAGCACAGGUGUUCUGGGGAUUUCUCUGCUCCCCUUCCCCAGCGCCGCAGCUGAACUGCUUGCUGCAACAAGGCCACCUGCACCAGGCUAUGUCACUGCGGGGUGACACGGCUGUCCUUGUGUCCUCACCCUCCCUGUGCAUCCUCCUGAAUGACCUGCAAGCUGUCCCUGCACGGCACCAGCUGCUCUCCAUCAUCAUGUCCCUGGGGGGACUCUACCGCAGCACCCUAGAGCUGGGAUUCCGUGCAGCUUCCAGAGUGCUAGCAAUGGGAGGCAGCAAGCACAUCCCUGACCCUGUGCUAAGCCUGGGCACAGCCAAACCCACCCGGGCUUGACCAGCCCUUGUGACACCCCCACCCCCCUCCCCUAAAGCAUCCGUGCAUCCCGCUGCCGGAGUGCUCCCGCCCCUGCCUGCGCUGGGAUUUGCUCCAUGCCAGCAGGAUCUGUUACCUCACACACAGGAUUUAUCCCCCUUCCAUUCAUCCCCUGGCGACCAGAGCCCGUUUUUCCCCACAGCAUUGCAUCACCACCACCUCCCCUUGUUAAUUCCGGUCGUCCCCACGCACUCCCGCCACGCUUAUUUCGGUUUUUCACCCAGGUCCAUAGCGGUGAACUCGCAAACAGGGCUGCAGCGAGUCCCCGCUGCAAAUGUGUCUGUGGGUGACACUGGGGAGAGCAGGGCCGAGCAUCCCCUUCUGCUGCUCGGGGAAGCCGCUGGGCCGGGGCCCAGGAGAUGCCCUUCUCCAGCGGGGCGCUACCAGGAUGCUCCAAGCAGGAGGUGACGUCCCAGUGGGGGGGACACGAGGAGAAGGACUGAGACACAGAGGAGCUCUCCUGCCUGAAGCAUGUUCGGGGGGAGACAGGGGGCUGCAGGCUGACCUUCCCAUCCCCUGACUCCCUGCCUGCCCAUCCCUAGUCCAUGGGUGCCCCCCUCCCCGCCCUCCCCUCCUCCUUCAACUCCAGCGCCGAGGAAGCCGAGCCGGAGGCAGUGCUGAGCCGGAUAUGCAGCGACUCCCCGCAUCCCUCCUUGGCAGAGCGCGGUGACGCCGCGGCAGCCACCACGGAGAGGACACAGGACCCCCCCCUGGGCCCACCAUGCCCCUUUGAGGGGGUGGCCUGGACCCCCAGACCCCCGCAGGGCCCCCCGCAGGGCUGCUUCGCCUGCAUCGCCAAGCCCCCAGCUCUCCGGCAAGCUUCGCCCGUCCUGUCUCCUUCUUCUGCCGUUUAUCUCAUGGAGAGCAAGAGCUGCAAAGGGGACAGCCUGCGGCCAGCGGUCCCGUGCAAGCACUCGGUGGAGAAGAAGACGAUGACCAACCCCACCACUGUCAUCGAGAUCUACCCCGACACCACCGAGGUGAACGACUACUAUCUCUGGUCCAUCUUCAACUUUGUAUACCUCAACUUCUGCUGCCUUGGCUUCAUCGCCUUGGCCUAUUCACUGAAAGUCCGGGAUAAGAAACUCCUCAAUGACUUAAAUGGAGCAGUUGAAGAUGCCAAGACAGCCCGGCUUUUUAACAUCACCAGCUCAGCCCUUGCCACCUUCUGUAUCAUCCUUAUCUUCAUCUUCCUGCGAUACCCUCUCACUGACUACUGAGUGAGGCCAACAGCAGCUGCUGCCGCCAAAAUGCCUCUAUGCCAGAAGUGUCUGCAGUUUCUUGUAGCAAGGACACCCAAAGCAAGCCAACCACUACACCUUGAUUGCCAAAAAAAAAAAGUCAAUUAAAUACAUAAAUAAAUGUUAAAUUAGUUUAUCAGCCCAGCUGAGCAUACCUUUCUUGCCCUGAAAUGGUAUGUGAACAGCUGAAGGAAAGGGUCUCGCUCUUACACACGUACAGGAAGACAAAUAGACCAAGAAAUAUUUGUUUUAUGACCAACAAGCUGUGUGAAAAGAGCAUGUAAAGCCCAGAGCUGCACACACUUAGUGGCAGACAGCUGAGCUCUAGGAAGCAGUGGGGUCCCGUGGAGCUGGAGACACAUACAGUGAUGGAUGGGGAUCGUGGCAGGGCUGGCUUACGACAUAUCAGGUGUGUUCAGACCGCCCCACCACCCCCAGCUUGUGGGGAUUUAUUUUCCUUUUCUUUUCUCUUGAAUUUCAUCCACUGGUUCAAACAACUCCCAACCCCUGGAGAGCUGAAGGUGUUAGGAAGUUUAUGCUGGGGAGCCCCAAAGCCUCCAGAGAAACCCCAAAGUGUUAAAGGGCAGGUUUCUCCUUAGGAUCUCCCAGCAGUGCUGAGAAGGAAGGCACCUUCUGGAGAACUCGCCUAAACCACCUAAUUGGAGUGCUACUGUAUUUCUGUAAACAGUCAAUAAAAAGAUACCUCUGACAUGUGA
Messenger RNA from Passer montanus (Eurasian tree sparrow), 5293 nucleotides. RefSeq names its product interferon induced transmembrane protein 10 (gene IFITM10). Lineage: Eukaryota; Metazoa; Chordata; Aves; Passeriformes; Passeridae. Bases 3882 to 4556 code for a protein of 224 amino acids. The transcript is spliced from 4 exons. The record is from RefSeq and is a predicted model, not a curated record. Gene Ontology annotation, cellular component: plasma membrane.